CCUGAGAAUAUGCUGCCACAACUAGGCUUUUUGCUGCUAAUGUCCUUGAACUUGGUUCAUGGAGGGUUUUACGCUGAGCGAUACCAAACACCCACAGGCAUAAAAGGCCCACUACAUAACACCAAGACACAGUUCUUCAUCCCUUAUGCCAUAAAAAGUAAAGGCAUACCAGUAAGAGGAGAGCAAGGUGUUCCUGGACCUGUAGGACCUACAGGCCCUCGAGGGCACCCAGGUCCUCCUGGGCCACCAGGAAAAUCAGGCUAUGGAAGUCCUGGACCCCAAGGAGAGCCAGGACUGCCAGGACCACCGGGACCAUCAGCCACUGGGAAGCCUGGUAUUCCAGGACUCCAAGGAAAACCAGGAGAAAGAGGACCAUAUGGGCCCAAAGGAGACAUUGGACCAGCUGGUCUACCAGGACCCCGAGGUCCACCAGGACCACCUGGUAUCCCUGGCCCAGCUGGAAUUUCUGUGUCAGGAAAACCUGGACAACAGGGACCUACAGGAGCCCCCGGACCCAGAGGUUUUCCUGGAGAAAAAGGUGCACCAGGAGUCCCUGGAGUGAAUGGACAGAAAGGGGAAGCGGGACAUGGUUCUCCUGGCCGCCCAGGGGAGAGGGGCCUUCCAGGGGCUCAGGGGCCCAUGGGACCACCUGGUCCUCCCGGAGUAGGAAAAAGAGGUGAAAACGGGUUUCCAGGACAACCAGGCAUCAAAGGUGUUCGGGGAUUUCCAGGGGAACGGGGACUCGCUGGCCCACCAGGUCCACAGGGUCCUCCUGGGGAACGAGGCCCAGUAGGCAUUGGAAAGCCAGGACGCACUGGAGCCCCAGGUCAGCCAGGAAUUCCAGGAGCCAAAGGUCACCCUGGCGCUCCUGGAAUAGCGGGGCCCCCAGGGGCUCCUGGCUUUGGGAAACCAGGCUUGCCAGGCCUGAAAGGGAAAAGAGGACCCACCGGCCUUCCAGGAGGUCUAGGUGCCAAAGGGGAACAAGGCCCAACAGGUCACCCUGGAGAAACAGGACUGACUGGACCCCCUGGAAACCUGGGACCCCAAGGGCCAAAAGGAAUCCCAGGCGACCAUGGUAUCCCAGGCUCUAAAGGUGAGAUAGGGCCAGUAGGGCCUGCUGGACAACCUGGGGCUAAGGGAGAAAGGGGCUCCCCUGGUUUAGAUGGGAAACCAGGAUAUGUAGGAGAGCCAGGUCUCAGUGGCUCUAAGGGUAGCCCAGGCUUACCAGGCCCAAAAGGGGACCCUGGUAUUGGAGGGUCGCCGGGUCUACCAGGUCCUGUGGGCCCAGCAGGAGCUAAGGGAAUGCCUGGUUAUAAUGGUGAGCCUGGUUCCAGAGGUGCCCCUGGAAUACCAGGAACUAAAGGUCCCAUUGGUCCACCAGGCAUUCCAGGUCUCCCAGGAUCUAAAGGGGAUCCAGGAAAUCCAGGCCCUCCUGGUCCAGCUGGCAUAGCAACUAAGGGCCUCAGUGGACCAACGGGGCUACCAGGACCUACAGGCCCAAGAGGCCAUGAUGGAAAGCCUGGCCUUCCAGGACCCCCUGGGCCUCCAGGUCCCCCAGGCAAAGGAGCCAUGCCUGAGGACUUCAUAAAGGCAGGCCAAAGGCCCAGUCUUUCUGGAAUACCUCUUGCUAGUGCCAAUCAGGGUGUUACAGGAAUGCCCGUGUCUGCUUUUACUGUUAUCCUCUCCAAAGCUUACCCGGCAAUAGGCACCCCUAUCCCAUUUGAUAAGAUUUUGUAUAACAGGCAACAUCAUUAUGAUCCAAGAACAGGCAUCUUUACUUGUAGCCUACCAGGAAUAUAUUAUUUCUCCUACCAUGUGCAUGUGAAAGGGACUCAUGUUUGGGUAGGCCUCUAUAAGAAUGGUGCCCCUGUAAUGUACACCUAUGAUGAAUAUACCAAAGGCUACCUGGAUCAGGCUUCGGGCAGCGCGAUCCUCGAGCUCACAGAAAAUGACCAGGUGUGGCUCCAGUUGCCCAAUGCCGAGUCCAAUGGCCUGUACUCCUCUGAGUAUGUCCACUCCUCCUUCUCAGGAUUCCUAGUGACUCCAAUGUGAGCAUUCCUACUGAGCUGAUCUAAAUCUUCUGCUUGAAAAGGCAUUUCCCAGUCCCACCCUACCCUACAAAAUGCAUACAGAGGUAGGCUGAAAAAAAUGUGACUUCUUUUGUUUAGUGUCCCAAAAUACAGAUUUGAGCUAUCAGACCAACAAAUGUGCC
Messenger RNA from Chrysochloris asiatica (Cape golden mole), 2212 nucleotides. It is a transcript of the gene COL10A1, whose product is annotated as collagen, type X, alpha 1. Gene Ontology annotation, molecular function: protein binding. NCBI's taxonomy places the organism in Eukaryota, Metazoa, Chordata, Mammalia, Afrosoricida, Chrysochloridae. The transcript has 2 exons. Bases 10 to 2052 code for a protein of 680 amino acids. The record is from RefSeq and is a predicted model, not a curated record.